Messenger RNA from Caenorhabditis remanei, 636 nucleotides. RefSeq lists its product as uncharacterized. The transcript is spliced from 4 exons. Bases 1 to 636 code for a protein of 211 amino acids. NCBI's taxonomy places the organism in Eukaryota, Metazoa, Nematoda, Chromadorea, Rhabditida, Rhabditidae. The record is from RefSeq and is a predicted model, not a curated record.
AUGGAACUAGCGACAGCACCAAUCCGCUGGUCAAUGGAUGUCACAUAUUCUGGUUAUUCCUACUCUCAAAUCUCUGGAAGUUCUGAUGCAAUAUCCACAAUGAGUGUCAGAUGUUCAGCAUUAACCGACUACAAUGUCUACAUGCAGUUCAAUGGAUGUCAAGGUGGACCACUGAAUAAUCAGAAUUUUCCAGAAGGGAAUGACAUCACUUUAACUUGCAACAGUGCGGAUAUGGUCUGGAAUUAUGUGGUUACAUUGAAUGGAAUCACUUAUACAAGGAGAAUUAUUUCAGUGACUUGUCAGCGAAGAUGCUUACCAACUGAUCUUCCUUUGGAAUCUGGCGAAACAACUACCGACCGGGAGAUCGAAGUCACUUAUCUUAUGUACCAAACCACUCAAAUCCCUGGAACACUUGAUACAACCGCUACAAUGAAUCUCCAAUGUACUGCUGAUACGGGGUUCUUCGCGAGUAUGUCUAUAAAUGAAGGAGUUGAAGUUGCGGAAAAUGUACCUCCAGCUCAAACAGUUACUAUUUCUGCUUCUUGUAGCAGUGUGGAUAUGGUUUGGCAAUAUACUCUCGUAUCUAUGGGUGUUUCGACCACAGUCCCUCUCACUAGGGUUUGGUGUCAAGGUUAG